AUGUCUCGAUAUCGAUGCGGCGUGCUCCACGUGCUCACGUUCGUGGCGACGCUGAUGCCGACCUUCCUGGAGGUGGAGGUCAAUAUGCAGAACCUGAUGCACGUUCCGGAGGCGGUCUACCUGAAGGUGCCGAUCAUGCUGAUCGGGUGCCUGCUGAUCCCUGUGAAGGUGCCGGAGCCGACCGUCGUAGAUACGACCGUCGUGCUGGCGCCGACCAUCAUCUGGAAGAUCUUCGCGGAGGUGAAGGAGCUGACGGUCGCGGAGGUGCUCGAGCCGACCUUCGUGGAGAAGACCUUCGUACUGGUGCCGACCGUCGUGGAGACGAUUUUCGUGGAGACGACCGUCCUGGAGAUGCUGGUGCCGACCGUCGUGGAGAAGAUCUUUGUGGCGGUGCUGGAGCUGGCCGUCGUGGACGCGACCUCCGUGCUGGUGCCGACCGUUGUGGAGACGACCUUUGUGAAGAUGACAGUCGUGGAGGUGCGGGUGCCGACCUUCGUGGAGACGACCCUCGUGCUGGUGCCGACCGCCGUGGAGACGUUCCUCGUGGAGACGACCGUCAUGGUGGCGCUGGUGCCGACCCUCGUGGAGACGACCGUCGUGGAGACGAACUUUGUGGAGCUGACCUACGUGGUGCCGACCUUUGUGGCGUCGAACGUCGUGGAGUCGACCCUCGUAAAGACGAUCUUCGCGAAGACGUCCUUCGUGCAGAUGACCUUCGUGGUGAUGGCACUCGUGGAGGCGGCCUUCGCGGUGACGGCCGCAGUGGCGGCGACCGUCAUGGAGACGACCUUCGUGCUGGUGCCGACCGUUGUGGAGAUGGUGAUGCCGGCCGUCCUGGAGACGAUCUUCGUGGAGAAGAUGUUCCUCUUCCGGAGCCUGUCCAUCCUGAUCGUCGGCCUGGCGACCUCGUGCGUGAUCCGGUUUGUGGCGGUGGCGCUCCUCCCUCCGGGUGUCGGGCGUGGUCCACUGGCGCCUGUCGUGCGGCUCAGCCCUGCUGGUGCCUUCGGCGUGGCCGCCGAGGUGGGCACGGCGCUGCAGCGGUACGGCGUCCACCUCGUCCUGUGCCGCAUGCCGGGCGUGAGCAUGGCGGGGUCGUUCGGCGCUCACUUCUUCGAGGAGCCAGCGGCGACCUUCCUCGGGCUUACCACGCUGGCGCGGCAUGCUGUCGCUCUGAAGUUCCACGUCUGGAGCGUCGUCUGGAGCGUCAUCUUUGGCGGGCGCGUGAAGCCGCGCGGGCAUGCGCGCGGGGCAUUCGCGUGCCACUCGGCCGUGGCUCAUCGGGCUGGCCUGGCGGACCGCGUGGCGACGAAGGAGCCCGUCGACUGGGAUGUGGGUGCCAAGGUGAUCCUCACGACGUCGGAGCUCGGCCAGAGCGACGAGGUGCUCACGGUGAGGUCGGUGAGCCAGGACGGAUUCGCCUUGGAGGUGGACGAGCCGCUGCAGUACGAGCACAUCGGGGAGUGGUACUUCCACGAG
This is a messenger RNA of Prorocentrum cordatum, 1476 nucleotides long. The record is from the annotation of a GenBank genome assembly. Lineage: Eukaryota; Dinophyceae; Prorocentrales; Prorocentraceae.